Salvelinus namaycush (lake trout) is the source of this 5191-nucleotide messenger RNA. It is a transcript of the gene ppfibp2b, whose product is annotated as PPFIA binding protein 2b. Gene Ontology annotation, cellular component: presynaptic active zone. The coding region runs from base 1785 to 4499 and encodes 904 amino acids. The record is from RefSeq and is a predicted model, not a curated record. Gene Ontology annotation, biological process: neuromuscular junction development. Gene Ontology annotation, molecular function: protein binding. NCBI's taxonomy places the organism in Eukaryota, Metazoa, Chordata, Actinopteri, Salmoniformes, Salmonidae. The transcript has 25 exons.
AAUGAGGUGAGAGAGCUCUCCCAAAACAGUAGCUUUUUGCAUAGUCAUAAAUGUUUAUGGAGCAACUUUUAUGACCCUGCUGAACACAUCAGAGCUCUAAAGAUUGGAUGUGCCUGUAAACUAAUGAAAAACUAAAUCUGACAUUUCCACAAUCUGAUGGUACUAUUCUAUUAACAGACAAACCAUAUUUUCCUAUUCCUGUUCCUAUAAUAACUUUGAUAUGAGCUUCUGUUCUUGUUCUUUGUGGUGACUUUGAAAGGCAGUACAUGACAUGUUGUUAUGGUGUAUGUAUAUGGCAUAGCAACCACGUGAACAGGCUAAUUGUGCAUGGGCCAAGUGUAGUCAAAUGAGAUUAGGUAGCUAGUAAUAGAGCCCCACAGUAGGUGUCAUAAUACCCAUAAAACCUAGUGGUCAAACAGGGAAAUGGUUCCAAUCGUUGUUCCACCAUUCAUUAUUCCCAUAGGGAAUUUUAGAAACACUUCAAAUAAUGGCUAGGCUUACUCUGGCAUGAUGUUUUGAUAACUAUGUAAAUCACUCUCACAAGGUGCCUUGUAUCAAUAUAUUCAACUCAUUUACUCUCUGAUUAAAAAAUGCUAAUUAGCAUCAAAGUAGACAUCAUGCAAGACUACAAAUCCCUGCAAGCUCCUGCACGUCAUCUCUAGCUGACACCUUUGCUAACAGGUAUUGUGUCAAUUUAAAACUUGCACAAGACAGUUCAAAGAAAUGUCAGUUUAAAGAGAUGUUAUUUAUUCAUUACUAAUUGUUACUAAAUUAAGCUAACAUUAUAUGUUAAUCCAGAGAUUCUUACCUUUGCCUUAAUUCGGCUGUCUCGUCCAAAUCAUCAUGGCAUUUGUAGUUCUUUAUGAUAGCCACAUAAUCAGCUAAUUAGCAUUUAAUUUUUUGGGGGGUAGAUACAGGCGACUGUUUGGAUAAGUCACCUUGUCCUAGAGAGAGUUACAUGGUUAUCAAAACGUCACGCCAGGUAUAUCCCAUAUGGGUAAAAAAUGUAUGGUGGAAAACGAUGGAACCAUUUCCUUGUUUGGCCGCUAGGUUUUAUGGGUAUUAUGACUCAUGCUGUGGUAAUCUAACCUGAGAUAUUUUUGUUGAGUUUUUUGGUAUAACUAUGCUUGUCUCACUUAUAAUCAGCAGAUGGCACUGUUGUCAAGAACGUCAGCACAAACGCCAGUGAGCCAAGCGUCCAAAUGAUAGGCUGGCUAUAUGUUUUAGUCCUACAGUCCUAGGGUAUAUAAUAUUGUGCACGUGCUGGGCCAUGGCAGACUCAACCAAGUGAGAUAAAAAUUUGCACAGGUAAAUGGGACCCCCCCCCCCACACAAAAAAGUGUAUUUAUGUGUACACAAAUAGCAUACACAAGAUGUGAUGAGUUGUAAUAUAUUUAUUACACGUUAUUACAAUAAUUUGUUGCAGAUUUGAGUUUACAUGUAGUCUUGUUCACGUAUUGAGAAGGAAGAGUAGCUAGAGCACAUGGGCUGUAUAGUUUGAUGGGAUGGCACGCCCUUAGAAUCACAUGACAGGUGAUUGGUGGAGAGGCUUUAUGAUGAACACAUUUAUGGCAUUGGCAGCGCGAAGGCACAGUCGGUCAAGGCGCGGAGCAUCCCAUCGCUGAAGACACCACUUACAGUGCCAAGGACGUUUUUUAAAUCCAAGGUGGUCGAUAGUGUAUUUUGCAAGUUGCAGGGGAGGAAUACGCGCUGGAGAGCAAGUCUCCGAAGUCGAGGAUAUUAUAGGACACUAAGCAUAGAGGCUGAUGCAGUAGUCUGUCGCCAUGGCCUCAGAUGCAAGUCACAUGUUGGAGGCGGCCUUGGAGCAAAUGGAUGACAUCAUCGCAGGCUCCAAGGCUGCAGCCGAGUACACCAACGGCCUGUUUGAGCUGGGCUCCCCAGGUAGUGCAGGGCCCGUGCAGGUGCUGCAGCUGGUUGAGGACCUGAGGCUGGCCCUGGAGCUGCAGCCCAGAGAGGAGGAGAGGAACACCCUGAGGGCCCAGGUCCCCAGCAGCACUGCUCACAUGCUCAUGGACUGGCUGGACAUGGACAGGGGCUCAGACAGGGGCUCGGUUAACCUUCGCUCCCCGGUGAACAAUGAGAGCUAUCAGGAGCGUCUGGUUCGCCUAGAGGGGGACAAAGAGUCUCUGGUUCUCCAGGUGAGCGUGCUCACAGACCAGGUGGAGGCCCAGGGAGAGAAGAUCCGAGACCUGGAGACCUCUCUGGAGGAGCACUACCACAAACUCAACUCCACUGAGGAAAUGCUACAGCAGGAGCUGCUGAGCCGGAACUCGUUGGAGACCCAGAAACUAGAUCUGAUGGAUGAGGUUUCCUACCUGAAACUGAAGCUGGUCGGCAUGGACGAGGAACAGAACCACAACGGCAGCAGCAAGGACCAGCAGAACAAAGCUGAGGGCUUACUGCAAGAACUCAGGCUCCUCAAGAGUAAAGUGGAUGUGCUGGAGGGGGAGAAAUCGCAGUAUGAGAGAAAACUAAAGGCCACGAAGGUGAAGAUAGCAGACUUACAGCAGAUACUGGCUUCCAAAGACUCUGAGAUCGACGGCCUUCAGAGCCAGCUGGUCUCCAGAGGCCCAAUGACCAAUGAGAAUCCAGAGAGAGUGGAGGUCUUUAGGAGACUGCUGACAGACCAAUACCAAGAAUUCCAAAGGUUGAAAAUGGGGAUGGAGUCUUUGUUAGCGGCAAAUGAUGAGAAAGACCGUCACAUAGAGGAGCUCACUGUUCUCCUGAGACAGUACAGGAAGAUGAAGGAGGUGAUGGCCCUCGCACAAGUGUCCAGUGAGAAGCUCCUUGUUGGGAGCAGUGAGGAGGAACUGAGCGGGAGUCUGAAGAUGAGAGCUCUCACACAUAAAGCUCAUUCAGACAUCAUCCGUUCAGAGAUGUCUUCCAGGUGCUCCUCUCCUCUGUUAAGGUCUUCCUCAUCCUUCCAGAAAGAGCUGACCUCUAGUAUCCAGACCUCCCUGGAGACGUCCAUGGUGAUGGUCUCCCCGAGCGAUGCUGGCUGCUUCCACAACGGACAAUGGUCCCAACCACAGAUGCUUUCAAGCAGCCUGGAGGAGUUACAAAGCGGAUCGUUACCAAAGAAUCGGCACAUGGAAAUGAACAAAUAUCAGACCCUACCAGGGAAGCUAUCUCGACCGGACUUGAAUGAGGAUCAAGAGCAGUGUGCCACACCAGUCCAGCUCUCCCCUGACGAUAGCGAGGACAGUGAGUUGAACCUAAGAAAGUCGGAGAGACUGGAUGAGUCCACGCAGUCGGACCUGUCCCCCCUCUCGUCUGGAGUGGACUCAGGAAAGCAGUCUCCUGUCUCCCCAGAGAACAAGAAGAACCACCUGGGCAUCAAGAAACUCUGGGGGAAGAUUCGGAGGACCCAGUCUGGCACCCUGCAGAGAGAGGACCUUGAGCCUGGAGAGUUUAAGAGGGGGGGACUGAGAGCCACCGCCAGCCCUCGUCUGGCCCGGACUGGAGAGACGUUGACCUCUGUGUGGGAUUUGAAGACACCCUUCUCCAAGUGGACUCCGGAGCAGGUCUGUUGCUGGCUAGAGGAGACUGGGCUGGACCAGUAUGUGAUUCUGGCCCGACAUUGGGCCAACAGUGGGCAGACCCUCCUCUCCGCCUCACCACAGGACUUAGAGAAGGAAAUGGGGAUUAAGAAUCCACUGCACAGGAAGAAGUUGCAGUUGGCCCUCAAGUCCUUCAGCACCAAAAUGACUGAGAAAUCCUCUGAACUGGACCACAUAUGGGUCACACGUUGGCUUGAUGACAUUGGUUUACCUCAAUACAAGGGUCAGUUUCACGAGGGAAGAGUGGACGGCAGAAUGAUUCAGUACUUGACAGUGAAUGACCUCUUGUUCCUGAAAGUGACCAGUCAGCUCCAUCAUCUCAGUGUGAAGUGUGCUAUCCACGUCCUCCACGUCAACAAGUUCAACCCCAACUGCCUAAAGAGAAGACCUGGAGAUGAGAACAAGACUUCUCCCUCGGAGGUGGUUCAGUGGUCUAACCACAGGGUGAUGGAGUGGCUUCGUUCAGUGGACCUGGCGGAAUACGCACCCAACCUGAGGGGCAGCGGGGUGCACGGUGGCCUCAUCAUUCUGGAGCCUCGUUUUAACUCAGAUACCCUGGCCAUGCUGCUGAACAUCCCCCCUCAGAAGACCCUGCUGCGACGUCACCUGGCCACCAACUUCAACAUGCUGGUGGGCUCCCAGGCUCAGCAGGAGAAGAGGGAGUUCAUGGAGUCUUUGGGCUACGCUCCGCUCAGCACUACAGCCAAAGUCAGGCCAAAGAAGUUGGGCUUCUCAAACUUCGGCCACCUAAGGAAGAAGAGGUGUGACGAGUCAACAGACUACAUUUGCCCCCUGGAGGCGGCCCAGGUCCAGGCGGUGCUGAACGGGGCCCACCGGCCCUACUCCGGCUUCAGGGGCCUCAGCCCCAUCCUAGACAGAGACCCAGACAGACGGGAGCAGGUGGGGCCAAACAGCUGAUGAUGUCAAACUACUGUACCUACCUACCCAUCACUACUCAGCUUGCAGCCAAUAACCCCAUCUCUUCCUGCCAUGCCUAUCCAACCCACCCCAGCACACCCACCUCCACACCCCUCACGUGCCAUCAUCUAACAAUCAACCCCAGCCGCAGGCAUGAGCUGCACUCUGGACACUUAAGAGUGGAUGGUGAGUGGGAGAGCUCACCGCUCCUAUGUUCUCGGUGGAUUCACAAGCCUAGUGUUCAGCUGUGAUCUAUCACCUCACCCCUUUAAUGCAGUAGGAUAAUGCUACUAUUGUAAACAAUAUUGUGCAUCAUUUUAAUUAUCAUUUUAACACCUGUAUUUGAGAUUCACAUAAUGGUAUUCAUCCAUUGUUUUUAAAUAUAUUCCUAACCAGUAGAAAGUAAUGUUGCUGUUUGUCAGACAGUUAUGGAAUGAACUUGUGCAAUAUUUGCAUAUGGAGGAAUGCAUUUCAUAUAUUUAUGUUGUUAAAUAAAUUGAAAGAAGUACAAUGAGAUUUUAUAGCUCUGCACAUUUUGAUGGAUUCCAGAUUGUGAUUACGCACUGUUAUUUUCAUAUAUGACUGUUAUAAUAUUUUUAUAGUUAAAGAUAACGCUUCAAUCAAAGAAUCCCUCGUUGUCAUUCAUUGUAAAUAGCAUUAUCCAAAUCCAUCAAUAAAGAUUGUAAGUGUGA